Nymphaea colorata (pocket water lily) is the source of this 1306-nucleotide messenger RNA. RefSeq lists its product as uncharacterized. The record is from RefSeq and is a predicted model, not a curated record. Bases 122 to 1117 code for a protein of 331 amino acids. Gene Ontology annotation, molecular function: mRNA binding. NCBI's taxonomy places the organism in Eukaryota, Viridiplantae, Streptophyta, Magnoliopsida, Nymphaeales, Nymphaeaceae. The transcript is spliced from 10 exons.
AUACCUAAGGGUCGAGAAUUUACGAGUGAGUGUCUCUUCCUGCUUACUCUCUCUUCAUUUCCUUCUCCUGCGUCUCUGGUUGGUCUGCGAAGUGGCGGAGCCGCGGAGGUGGUCGCUGGGGAUGACGAUAGACGACGACAACUCGAUCUACGUGGGAGGACUCCCUUACGACGCCACAGAGGAAAGCGUAAGGAGGGCUUUCGACUUGUACGGAGCCGUCGUCGCCGUCAAGAUAAUAAAUGACCGCCAUAUUGGAGGUAAAUGCUAUGGAUUUGUUACUUUCACAAAUCCAAGAUCAGCAAUUGAUGCAAUCAAUGAUAUGGAUGGGAGGACAAUAGGAGGUAGAGUUGUGAAGGUCAAUGAAGUACGGACUAGAGGUGGAAGGCCAGGUCACAUGCAUGAGCGUUUCCGAGAAAAUGAGAGAGACAUGGACUGGAACAGGGACAGGGAUAGAGGACGGUUUCAGGAUCAUGAUAGAGACCAUUAUCGGGAUAGGAACAAUGACCGAUCUCGAGAACGGGAUCAUGAUCAUAGACGCGAUGAUCGUAAGAGGGACCGUGACCCUGAACAAGUUAGAGAUCAAGACAGCAAUAGAAUAUAUGAUCGUGACUGGCAAAGAGAUCAUGAUGCAGAUUGGGACCAAGAUAGAAGCAUUGAAAGGGUUAAAGAUUAUGAAAGAAAUGAUGUUAAGAGUACAGAGGAAAGGUUGAAUGAUCGAUUUGGUUCAAAUUUUGCUGAGCGGCGAACUAGAGAGCGCUCAAUCUCCAGUGACGAAUCUCCUAAGCAGGUGAAGGACAAGCUGGAAGCAGCUGUUCAAAGGCGAGAUGAUCUACAAAGUGAGAUUGCUGAAAUAGAUGAGAAGCUUGAGACAAAGCAAUUAUUAGUUGCAGAUUUGCAAGAGAAAUCGCAGAAGCUAGAGGAUUCACUAGCUAGUGCCAAGAAGCUCUUCUUUUAUCGUGAUAUGCAGCUAAUGAAGUUGCAGAAAUGUUUUCUUCAAGUAAAAGACUGCAAAGAAAGAUUAAAGGGCUACGAGCAAGAGCUCCAGGCUCUUGUGGAUACGGCAAUGAUUGAAAGUGAUGAUGUUGCAACAGCACCGGCCCGUGAUGUAUCAGUGUAGCGAGAGGGAUGCUCAUGGCAUAAUAGGAAGGUUUGAUGACACUAGUUGGUGAAGCUGAUCUUUUUCUUAUGAAUUUUUUUGUUACAAUUGAUUUAAAAAGCUAAUAGUGCUACACUGGAAAUGUGCUUGAAGGAACUUCCAUGAUACCCAUGUAUAAAUGUGCUUUAAUGUAGUAUUUGAUUUUCUUUU